This is a messenger RNA of Girardinichthys multiradiatus, 2187 nucleotides long. Its product is annotated as septin-7-like. Lineage: Eukaryota; Metazoa; Chordata; Actinopteri; Cyprinodontiformes; Goodeidae. Bases 104 to 1432 code for a protein of 442 amino acids. Gene Ontology annotation, biological process: cytoskeleton-dependent cytokinesis; cilium assembly. Gene Ontology annotation, molecular function: GTPase activity; molecular adaptor activity; GTP binding. The record is from RefSeq and is a predicted model, not a curated record. Gene Ontology annotation, cellular component: cell division site; septin ring; septin complex. The transcript is spliced from 15 exons.
GACUUGUAUGAAUCACGUCCGUUACGUAGAACAGUCGGCGUAGAGCUGAGCGUUCCACUCAUACUGGUUCGGUAAGUUGUGGGAAGUUUUUCCUUCAGUGGGAAUGUCAAGCUCAGAAGUCCUGGCCGGUGAAGCGGAGGGCAACGGCAGCAUAAUGGCUCAACAGAAGAACUUGGAGGGCUAUGUGGGAUUUGCAAAUCUUCCCAACCAAGUCUACAGAAAAUCGGUGAAAAGAGGAUUUGAGUUCACACUUAUGGUUGUUGGAGAAUCUGGACUGGGGAAGUCAACGCUGAUCAACUCGCUCUUUCUCACGGACUUAUACUCCCCAGACUAUCCUGGUCCAUCCCACAGGAUCAAAAAAACUGUACAGGUGGAGCAGUCAAAGGUUCUGAUAAAGGAAGGAGGGGUCCACCUUCUGCUAACCAUCGUCGACACUCCUGGCUUUGGAGAUGCUGUGGACAACAGUGACUGCUGGCAGCCAGUGACUGACCACAUCGAUAGUAAGUUUGAAGACUUCCUCAACGCAGAAUCGCGGGUCAACAGGCGGCAAAUGCCAGACAGCAGAGUUCACUGCUGCUUGUAUUUCAUUGCUCCGUCUGGACAUGGGCUGAAGCCUCUAGACACUGAAUUCAUGAAGAGGUUACAUGAAAAGGUCAACAUCAUUCCCCUCAUUGCCAAAGCUGACACAAUGACUCCUGAAGAGUGUCAACAGUUCAAAAAACAGAUCAUGAAAGAAAUCCAUGAGCAUAAAAUCAAAAUCUACGAUUUCCCAGAGACAGAUGUUGACGAGGAGAUGAAGAUGAUAAGAAAAAUCAAGGAUCGUUUACCCUUAGCUGUAGUUGGCAGCAACACGAUUAUCGAGGUCAACGGGAAACGGGUUCGUGGGAGGCAGUACCCCUGGGGUGUGGCUGAAGUUGAAAAUGGAGAUCACUGUGAUUUUACAAUUCUCCGUAACAUGCUUAUAAGGACCCAUAUGCAGGACCUGAAGGAUGUAACCAACAAUGUUCACUAUGAGAACUAUCGCAGCAGGAAGCUUGCUGCAGUCAACUAUAAUGGGAUUGACAACAAUAAGAACAAGGGGCAGCUAACCAAAACUGACACACCUGAUGGCAUGAGUCCUUUAGCACAGAUGGAGGAGGAGCGACAGGAGCAUGUGGCCAAGAUGAUGAAGAUGGAACAGGAAAUGGAGCAAGUGUUUGAAAUGAAGGUCAAAGAGAAGCUCCAGAAGCUCAAAGACUCUCAAGUUGAGCUCCAGAGGCGUCAUGAGCAGAUGAAGAAAAACCUGGAAGCUCAGUAUAAAGAACUGGAAGAUAAACGCCGUCAGUACGAGGAGGAUAAGGCCACCUGGGAGACCCAGCAGAGGAUUCUGGAGCAGCAGAAGCUAGAGGCUUCACGGACCAUUGACAAGGGCAAGAAGAAGAAGAUCUUUUAAUUCUCUGGACUGUUCCUUAUGAUCUGCCAAACUGCCAGCUUUGACUGUCAGACCAUCUCCUGGUCAAACUACACCUGCCAUUUGACCAUCUUCCUGUGUGUAUCGAAUGAAAGCCAGGGGGCAGCACUGUCUCUCUGAAUUUAACUUUUAAUUACCCUUAUUAUUUUAGUUCUGGAUGUGUUUUGGAGCACACAAACAUGUCAGCAAAGAAGAAAGACCACUUUUGAAUGUUUCUGAUGCAAAGAGUUCAGUCGUUCUUUGUUCUUCUGCUUUGGGAAUAGGUUAUGUUGCAUGAUCUUUUCAAGCCAAAAACCCAAACAAAGGGUCCACCCUUCACUUCCUGUGCACUGAAAGUGUGAGGCUGGUGGGAACUUCAGCCACUGUUGUAUUCUGCUGCUUCAACUAAAACUGUAACCAGGAGUAGCAGUCUUUAAUCGUGAUUAUUAAUAUUUUCUUACCUUCUGUUCUUUUAUAUUGGCCUUUGUAUAGAGAUGGUGUUGUGUUUUGUUUGUUAUAGUUGGUGUUCUCCAGCCCUGCUCCUGGAAACCAAACAGAAAUCUCAGAGUGGAACAAGUCAGGACAAUCGUUUGUGGGGUGCUUGGAUUUGACAUUUUCAGCUUCUACAAAUUUAGCAUAAUAUUUUCCAACAGAAACGUAUUUCAAACGAUGAUGAAGCGGACAGCACUCUGUGGUAGAUGGAGAACAUGAAGCUGUCAUGCUUCAGGUUAACAACAUUAAACAUUGGUUGGACUGCC